CACUUAUGCUCCUCCUACACAUGGAAUUUUUUUCCAUUCUCAGUGGUCAUGUUGAUCUUUAAAAAAACAAAACAAGUUAAACGCUUUACAGGGCUUCAUAGAACUUUGGACAACCAUAUAGAGAUAUCUAAGAAUUUUAGGAUACAUGGGCAUGAGGGCACUGUUUCCUUCAUAACUGCAUUAACUGAGCAGUUAUAUGCUGCUUGCAACACACUAAGGCUUUUGUCAAAUGCGGAUUAUAAAGUAUGUGUUGUUGGUCCCUUUGAGGUAAAAUUUCUCUCUUCAUUCAUACACACCCGCUUGCGGCUUUACUUGUGUUCCGUAGUUCCGCCCCCCUCAAUCUGGCUGCCAGUUUACAGAUUUUGGCUUUGCUAUUUUAAGAUAUAUAUUACAGUAAGGUAAAAUGUAAUCACACUUACACUAAUGAUAUUACUUUGAAAACCACCAAGAAAAUGCAAAACCAUAUUUUCUGAUUUUCAGAAUUUUCUCUAAGUUGUUGAAAAAGUAGAAAGAAGAAAAUGAUAAUGAGCCCAUAGAUUCUCAUUUGCUUCAUUUUGUGGCAUAUUUUCUUUAACCAUUACCAUUUUAGUGUCAUAUGUCACCAUGUGAGAUUAAAAGAAAGCACUUCAUAUUUCUAAUCUGCAGGUUAGCUCGAGGGAACCUCUUCGUCGUGCUGCUGCUGCUGAAUUAAUGGAGAUAAUUGGAUCUGCGGUCAGGUGUUUCUAUUCGAGAAAUGCAUGCAUGUAGACAUAUCUUCUUCUUGUGACAAAUGUUUUAAUUGUGUAGCAUGUACGUAAUUGUGUGUUUAAAUUUGUAAAUAAAAUAAACCCAACUUUCGUGUGGAUAACCGCUCUUAUACUUGGGUUCUUUCCAUAACUCGAACAUGUAUGGACUUAUACUUGGUGUUAUUCAACAACUGGAAACAUAUAUAGAGAGAGG
Messenger RNA from Cuscuta epithymum, 939 nucleotides. The record is from the annotation of a GenBank genome assembly. Lineage: Eukaryota; Viridiplantae; Streptophyta; Magnoliopsida; Solanales; Convolvulaceae.